CCCAUGGGUGAGAACACGGUGAAGAGGACAUGGUAUAAAAAGAGUCGAGGGAGCGGGCAGAGCAGGGAGAGAAUCGCAACUUUCAUAUACUCAGAUUUAAUAAACGUGGACUAUAUUUACAAAACCAGGAAAACCAACUUUGCAUAUACAGCCUUCAUUACUGGUCUGUAUUUUCCGCCUGUUGUCAGAGAAGUCACCAUGGCACAACUGAUGAAUUAUUGGAUGUGUUUGCUUGCACUAAUGUUGACAGUGACCUCGAGCCAUGCCUUGAGAAGAAUCGGCCUGCGGAAGAUGCCAUCUAUCAGAGAGACACUGAGGGAGAUGGGUAUUUCUGCAGAGCAGGUGUUGACUGAGCUGGCCCAGAAGAGCACAGAUGACACGAACAACGGGACUGUUCCCACACCUCUAACCAACUACUUGGAUACUCAGUACUAUGGGGAAAUCAGCAUCGGCUCUCCGGCCCAGAUGUUCAACGUAGUGUUUGAUACAGGCUCAGCAAACCUGUGGGUGCCCUCGCAAAGCUGCUCACCUUUCUCCACUGCCUGUUUUACUCACAACAGGUACGAUGCCUCCAGAUCCCGGACUCACAUUGAUAAUGGAACCGGAUUUUCCAUCCAGUACGCCUCUGGAAAUGUUAGGGGAUUUCUGAGCGAGGAUGUGGUUGUGGUUGGUGGCAUUCCUGUGGUGCAAGUGUUUGCUGAAGCUACCUCUCUGUCUGCCAUGCCCUUUAUUUUUGCUAAAUUUGAUGGAGUCCUGGGGAUGGGUUACCCAAACGUGGCGAUCGAUGGCAUCACUCCGGUAUUUGAUCGCAUCAUGUCUCAGCAUGUCCUCAGAGAAGAGGUGUUCUCUGUCUACUACAGCAGGGACCCAAAACACUCCCCAGGUGGAGAGCUGGUCCUCGGUGGCACUGAUCCAAACUACUACACUGGAAAAUUUAAUUAUAUGGACACCAGAGAGAUGGGCAAGUGGGAAGUUACCAUGAAAGGUGUUUCUGUGGGGAUGGAGAAGAUGUUUUGCGCUGAGGGCUGCACCGCUGUCAUCGACACAGGCUCCUCCUACAUCACAGGUCCAGCCUCCUCUGUGUCCAUGCUGAUGAAAACCAUCGGAGCACAGCUGGAUGAAAGUGGAUACAAAGUCAACUGUGACACUGUCAAGACAUUGCCAAGCGUCACUUUCCACCUGGGUGGCCACGAGUACUCCCUCACUCAGGAGGAUUAUAUCUUAUGGCAAUCACAGAUUGAAGGGGAUGUCUGCACUGUCACCUUCAGGGGCCUGGAUGUGCCGCCCCCUACAGGUCCCAUCUGGAUUUUGGGAGCCAACUUCAUUGCCCGCUACUACACAGAGUUUGACCGUCGCAAUAAUCGGAUAGGAUUCGCUACAGCGGUCUGACAGGAAAUUAAACAUCUGCCACAUUGCUCUGUUUUAUUUUUCUCUAUCUUUGCUGCUAUCUCUUCUUUGUCCAGUCCUCCCUUAAAGGUCCAGUGUGUAACGUUUAGAAAAAUCUUUUGGCAAAAAUAGAAAUACAAUUUGAAUUUGUGUAAAAUCACCUGAAAAUCAAAAUUGUUAUGUUUUCACUACCUUAGAAAGAGCUGUUUUUAUCCACACAAGGAAAAGAUCCUCUUCCACAGAGGCCCCCAUAUUGAACCACCAUGUUUCUACAGUAGCCCAGAAUGGACAGACCAAACACCGGUUCUACUGUUUUUUGUGUGUUUUUUGCAUUUUUCUCAGCCACCGUAGUUUCUCCUACAUACUUGGAACAAGGAGAUUGAGGUGAAGUGUUGUGAUUUCCAACUACACCACUAUAUGCCACCAAAUACGACAUACUGGUCCUUUAAGUUUCUUUUUAUGAUAACUCAUGAUGACAUCUCCUUUAUAAAAAUGGUAGAGUGCACAUAGAAGAAUAUUCUCCCAUUUCUGGCAAGUCCUGCUUUCCUUUUAUAUAAUAUUGUGUACCUGUUGCACUGAACACAUUCUCUUUUUUUUAAUUUAUAAGCAUUUACCAGCAAAUGCAAAGUUUCUGUGUGUGUGACUCUGCUGAUUAUUAUCAUACAGCAACAGUGGAAAUCCAUAUUUGUAUUGUAAUGACAUAACAAGAAUAAACUUGUUUACUGGGGUUUGAAUUCGAUUCAACUUCAAUAAUGA
Molecule: messenger RNA, 2142 nt
Organism: Dicentrarchus labrax (European seabass)
Lineage: Eukaryota; Metazoa; Chordata; Actinopteri; Moronidae
Gene: ren
Product: renin
Exons: 9
Coding region: 4-1389 (461 amino acids)
Biological process (GO): angiotensin maturation
Molecular function (GO): aspartic-type endopeptidase activity
Source: RefSeq, a predicted model, not a curated record